This is a messenger RNA of Puma concolor (puma), 1758 nucleotides long. The record is from RefSeq and is a predicted model, not a curated record. Lineage: Eukaryota; Metazoa; Chordata; Mammalia; Carnivora; Felidae.
AUGGGCAGCAGCCUGUCGCUGGCCGUGCCCCCCGGCCCCCUCAGCUUUGAAGCGCUGCUCGCCCAGGUGGGGGCGCUGGGCGGCGGCCAGCAGCUGCAGCUCGGCCUCUGCUGCCUGCCCGUGCUCUUCGUGGCGCUGGGCAUGGCCUCGGACCCCAUCUUCACCCUGGCGCCCCCACUGCACUGCCACUACGGAGGCUUCGCCCCCAACGCCUCCGGCUGGGAGCAGCCCCCUAACGCCAGCGGCGUCAGCGUCGCCAGCGCGGCCCUAGCAGCCAGCGCCGCCAGCCGCGUCGCCACCAGUACGGACCCCUCGUGCAGCGGCUUUGCCCCGCCGGACUUCAACCAUUGUCUCAAGGACUGGGACUAUAACGGUCUGCCGGUGCUCACCACCAACGCCAUUGGCCAGUGGGAUCUAGUGUGUGACCUGGGCUGGCAGGUGAUCCUGGAGCAGAUCCUUUUCAUCUUGGGCUUUGCCUCUGGCUACCUGUUCCUGGGCUACCCGGCGGACAGGUUUGGCCGUCGUGGGAUUGUGCUGCUGACCUUGGGGUUGGUGGGCCCCUGCGGAGUGGGAGGGGCUGCCGCAGGCUCCUCCACAGGUGUCAUGGCCCUCCGAUUCCUCCUGGGCUUUCUGCUUGCCGGAGUUGACCUUGGUGUCUACCUAAUGCGCCUGGAACUGUGCGACCCAACCCAGAGGCUUCGGGUGGCCCUGGCAGGGGAGUUGGUGGGGGUGGGGGGGCACUUCCUGUUCCUGGGCCUGGCCCUUGUCUCUAAGGACUGGCGAUUUCUUCAGCGAAUGAUCACCGCUCCCUGCAUCCUCUUCCUGUUUUAUGGCUGGCCUGGUUUGUUUCUGGAGUCUGCGAGGUGGCUAAUAGUGAAGCGACAGAUUGAGGAGGCGCAAUCCGUGCUGAGGAUCCUGGCUGAGCGGAACCGGCCCCAUGGGCAGAUGCUGGGAGAGGAGGCCCAGGAGGCCCUGCAGGACCUGGAGAACACCUGCCCUCUCCCUGCAACAUCCUCCUUUUCCUUCGCCUCCCUCCUCAACUACCGCAACAUCUGGAAAAAUCUGCUUAUCCUGGGCUUCACCAACUUUAUUGCCCAUGCCAUUCGCCACUGCUACCAGCCUGUGGGAGGAGGAGGGAGCCCAUCGGACUUCUACCUGUGCUCUCUGCUGGCCAGUGGCACAGCAGCCCUGGCUUGCGUCUUCCUGGGGGUUACCGUGGACCGAUUUGGCCGCCGGGGCAUCCUGCUACUCUCAAUGACCCUCACUGGCAUUGCGUCCCUGGUCCUGCUGGGCCUGUGGGAUUGUGAGCAUCUUCCCUUCCCCACAGUGUGGGCUGAGCAAAGGAACCCCAGCAGAGAUCUGAAUGAGGCUGCCAUCACCACUUUCUCUGUCCUUGGCCUCUUCUCCUCCCAAGCUGCUGGCAUCCUCAGCACCCUCCUCGCUGCUGAAGUCAUCCCUACCACUGUCCGGGGCCGAGGCCUGGGCCUGAUCAUGGCACUGGGAGCUCUUGGAGGGCUGAGUGGCCCAGCCCAGCGCCUCCACAUGGGCCACGGAGCCUUCCUGCAACAUGUGGUGCUGGCGGCCUGUGCCCUCCUCUGCAUCCUCAGCAUCAUGCUUCUGCCGGAGACCAAGCGCAAACUCCUGCCCGAAGUGCUGCGGGAUGGGGAGCUGUGCCGCCGGCCUUCCCUGCUGCGGCAGCCACCCCCUAACCGCUGUGACCAUGUCCCACUGCUUGCCACCCCCAACCCUGCCCUCUGA